AUGGCUGGCACCUUACUGAGCGUCCGCACCGUAGGGGGUGUGGACCAUGUCCUCAAGACUCCCCUGUGGAUAUUCAUCAUCCGCAUCCUCACCAUUGUCCUGGCCGUCGUCAUCCUCGGUCUCUCCGCGUGGUUCAUCUCGGGUGCAUACCUGGAUGUCAUGGGGCUCAAUAUUGCGGCUUCCAUCCUCACAUUGAUAUCCGUGCUCUACAUCAUCCUGGCUGAGAAGGUCUCCUCCUUCCGCUCUGGCUACCACAUCGUCGCCGUCCUAUCCCUCGAAGCCUUCUUCCUGGCCCUGUGGCUGGCCGCCUUCGCCGCCACCGCCGCCGAGCGCUCCAAGUACAGCUUCGACACCUACGACUACUGGACCUUUUACAAGGCAAGGAGAGAUCUCGAGCCUCGCGCCAUCAUCCUCUACGAGACCGGUGCCGCUGUCAUGUCAGCCACCGCCGGCAUUGGCGCUUGGACAUGGGUCCUAUUCAUCGUCACCUUCAGCUGGACGCUGACCAUGUUUAUCCGCGGCCGCAAGAACAACAUGUUCCCCCUGGUCGUCCGCUUCGCCAACGAGAACCACCAGAUGGAGAGCCAGCCCUUCAACGCCCAGCAGCCCCAGGUCCAGCAGCAGGCGCGGCAGCAGCCCCAGGCCGAGAAGCCCAUCGAGCCCCAGCAGCUGCAGACUGCCUACGACCCGCAGCAGGGAUACCAGGGCCCGUACCAGCAGCCCUCGCCCUCGCCCUCGCCCUCGCCCUACCAGCCUACCGUCACCUCGCAGGCCGUCAGCCCGGACCCUUACCAGCAGCAGCAGCACCAGCAGCAGCACCAGCCUCAGCAGGCCGUCUACCACUCGCCUCAGGAGCUGCAGGGUGGUGCGGGAAACUACCAGGCCCAGCCUCAGCCGUAUUACCCUCAGUACCCUCAGCAGCAGCAGCCGACCACGCAGAACCAGUAG
Molecule: messenger RNA, 948 nt
Organism: Geosmithia morbida
Lineage: Eukaryota; Fungi; Ascomycota; Sordariomycetes; Hypocreales; Bionectriaceae
Product: Membrane-associating domain
Exons: 3
Coding region: 1-948 (315 amino acids)
Source: RefSeq, a predicted model, not a curated record